Messenger RNA from Linum tenue, 837 nucleotides. The record is from the annotation of a GenBank genome assembly. NCBI's taxonomy places the organism in Eukaryota, Viridiplantae, Streptophyta, Magnoliopsida, Malpighiales, Linaceae.
CGUGAUUACUCAAAAUUGAGUAACCACCCUAACCUAUCCCGUAAACCGGCAUUAAAACCUCUGUCUGCCUGUCCCCGUCGUCGGCUCCUCCGUCGAGCUUCUGGGGUUUAACAGGCAACUCUGCUUCCCUUCUUUGUAUUCGCGACAGAAAGAGAGAGAGAGAGAGAGAGAGAGAGAGAUGGGAAGGAGGAUACUGAACGAUGCGCUGAGGGCCAUCGUGAAUGCGGAAAAGAGAGGGAAGGCCUCGGUGGAGCUCAAGCCGAUUUCCACUGUCAUGUCGUCUUUCCUCAAUAUCAUGAAAGAUCGAGGAUACAUUAAAAAUUAUCAAGUAUUUGAUCCACAUAGAGUGGGGAGGAUAUCGGUUGAACUACAAGGGAGGGUAAGAGACUGCAAGGCUCUUACUUACAGACAAGAUAUCAAGGCGAAGGACAUAGAAACAUACACAAAGCAAACUCUUCCAACACGUCAGUGGGGUUAUGUAGUGAUCACUACUCCGGAUGGCGUACUGGAUCACGAGGAGGCAAUUAAGCGGAAUGUCGGGGGUCAGGUUCUUGGUUACUUUCAUUAGAACCCCAGUCUAGAUUCUCUGUAAUACUACUAGAUAUUACUGCACAAGAAGAGAAACCGUUUCCUGUACCCUAUUGAAUUGCAUGCUUUCUGUUGAAAAGGACUGGAUUGUUAAAGUUGCACUUUAGUUCGCUCGUAUCACUGGAAUACUGAAACUGCUCCACAAUCACUCCUUUAAUUUCAGAUCGGUUAUAUGCUUAGUACAAGAGUUGGAUCUAUCCGUCUAUUGUUUGCUCUAUGUUUGGCAUACAGAAAUUAUGUCAGGACUUG